GUAAUGCACACCAGAAGGUUGCUUGCCAACCGCCAUAAAAAAAAAAAAACAUAAGAAGAAGAAGAAGAAGAAGAAGAAUGAGCGAGCCCAAGCUUCACUUCCGGAAACAUGGAGGCUGUGUUGAGUGAUGUAGUAGCGCCGGAGGACCUCUUGAAAUUUGAGAAGAAAUACAACAAUGAGCUGGCCAAAGGAGCAGUGUCUAAGGAAACAAAGUUUGAAUAUGCUUGGUGUUUGAUCAGGAGCAAAUACUCGGAUGACAUCAAGAAAGGGAUUGUGUUGUUGGAGGAACUUGUCCAGAAAGCCUCGAAAGAUGACACACGCGACUUCCUGUUCUACCUUGGCGUGGCCAACUACAGACUCAAGGACUACGAAAAAGCACUGAAGUCCAUCAGAACUCUCCUGAGGAAUGAGCCUGGAAACAAGCAGGCUUUGGAGUUGGAAAAGCUAAUUGAUAAGGCUUUAAAAAAAGAUGGCUUGGUCGGCAUGGCAAUAGUUGGGGGAAUCGGUCUCGGUGUGGCUGGAUUAGCCGGGCUCAUCGGCCUGGCUGUGUCAAAGGGAGCAUCUAAAUCUUAACCUGAGCGUAAGACCGUGUAUGGCUAUUUCUGCUGGACUUACACAUUAAACAUAUAUAUAUAUAUAAUAUGUAUAUAUAUAUAUAUAUAUAUAUAUUACACCUUGCUAUCUUGCUAUACAUGCCUAAACAUGACCAAUCUAAGCAAGCUGUUGCGCCCCACUUAUGUACAUACAAAUAAUAAAGCUGCAGCUUUAUUUACGCCACGCUGCUAUUUACUUUAACGCCAUACGUGUAAGAAGAUGCUAUGUUUGUUAGGUAUGCAAGGGAGCACUUACAGGAAGUAAGUUGGGUAAAAUGCUUGAUUUCUUUUUAAUGGCUUGUUUUCCAUCAUCUUAAAAAGAAAUAAAACAAUUUUUAACAAAAACGUC
Molecule: messenger RNA, 942 nt
Organism: Nerophis ophidion (straightnose pipefish)
Lineage: Eukaryota; Metazoa; Chordata; Actinopteri; Syngnathiformes; Syngnathidae
Gene: fis1
Product: fission, mitochondrial 1
Exons: 5
Coding region: 109-573 (154 amino acids)
Biological process (GO): peroxisome fission; autophagy of mitochondrion; mitochondrial fission
Cellular component (GO): mitochondrial outer membrane; peroxisomal membrane
Molecular function (GO): protein binding
Source: RefSeq, a predicted model, not a curated record